Trypanosoma brucei brucei TREU927 is the source of this 933-nucleotide messenger RNA. RefSeq lists its product as hypothetical. The transcript has a single exon. Bases 1 to 933 code for a protein of 310 amino acids. Lineage: Eukaryota; Euglenozoa; Kinetoplastea; Trypanosomatida; Trypanosomatidae. The record is from RefSeq and is a predicted model, not a curated record.
AUGCGACGUGAGGCCCUAGGGGCAAGCAAGUUCACCCAUGACCCAGUUUUUCCCCAUUCUCUGCAAUCGUUUGCUCACAGCCAGAUGCUGCACACGGACCCACAGCUUCAGCAGCAACGGGUUCAAGUAGUGAUACGCGGUCAGAGGUUUGAAUCAACUGUGGAAGUUCUGUCAUCAAGUUGCGCGCUGUUUCGUUGUUUCUUUCGGGGCGUUGCUGAUAGGCUGAAAGGCGACGGUGAGCGGAACAAUGACACGAGUGCCUACAGCUUCAUUGAUUGUCAGACGUGCUACACCAGAGCGGCUACUGAAGUUAACGCCCUUUUCAAUUCAAACAAAGGGAGCACCGUAGAUAUGAUGGCUGACGUGGCGCAAGUGGAAUGGAAAGAAGAUUGUUGCAUGUGGCGCUUUGUCUACACAGACAAAAAAAUGGUACCCGAAGAUGUCGGCGUUGUUUUCGUGUACAUUAGGAAACUGUUCCAUUGGAAUAGCAACGGGGCGGAGGAACAACAAAGGCAGCCGCCACCAAAGUUCCCCGUUCGGUGGGAUGAGAUGCCAUACGACGCACAGCUUACCAUGGCACGUGUUGUGUGUACCUUCGGUGUGGAACCACUCCAACACUGCCAUGGGCGCCCAACCGCCUUACCCGACAGCUCGGGGAAGACAAAUGACGUGGCGCACACACACAACCAGGGUCCCAAUGGAGAACACAGUGGUCAAAACAACGGAAGGGGAGGGGAGCAAGCUACACCAUGGGAAAAGGCAGAGGCUUACCUGCGAAGCCGCGCGGAACAGGAACGGGCGCGUACGGAAGCUAAUGCUGACGCAGUUAGGGGCCAACAUCCCAGCGUGGACGACGAGGAUUUGGUACUGGUAACGGUUGCAUGCUCAAGAUGUGGUGUCACGGGGCAUACAGACCACAAUUGUCGGUACUGA